Nomascus leucogenys (northern white-cheeked gibbon) is the source of this 5321-nucleotide messenger RNA. Lineage: Eukaryota; Metazoa; Chordata; Mammalia; Primates; Hylobatidae. The record is from RefSeq and is a predicted model, not a curated record.
AGACGGGAUUUCACCAUGUUGGCCAGGCUGGUCUCGAAUUCCUGACCUCAAGUGAUCCAACCGCCUCGGCCUCCCAAAGUGCUGGCAUGAGCCACCGCGCCCAGCCUGAUUUGAAUUUGAAUUCAUUAGCGACGUUUAAAAAUCCCAGGAUUUCACAUAAAAAUCCAGAUUUCAGACGUCGAAAAAAAAAGUAAAAUGUUAUCUCCCAAUGCCGCAGGCAAAUAGGAUAACAGUCCUGAAUAGCAACCGCGGUCUCUAGUGGUUACGGUUCUCACAUCCAUUUUGCUCCAUUUUAUUACCUGAGAGGACCGGUAUUUUCAAAACCUGGUGUAUCAGUAACUUUUAGGGGAAACUUUUGAAAAAAGGACUGCACACACGCACCCUUUCUUCCUUCCCGUUCUUUGAAAGCAAACAACAGAAACAACUCAUUCUGCAGGCAUUCUGCGCUAGUCCCACGGACAGGCGAUUAACAAGAGAUAAAAAGGUGUGGGUCCCAGAGGCAGUACGGUGUUACCCCUUCUGGUUGGCAGAUACCACGUUGCCGGUCGGGAUACGGACCCACUGCGACUAGCACAAGGAGCGCUGAACCGAGCUAUGCAAAGUUCUGACGAGAAGGUGGAACGGUACUUAAUGAAGAGGAUUAAGCAAUCUAAAUCGGUUUCGCUAAAUUAGACACAUGUGUCUAAGCAGCCACGGCCUGUUCGCAGCAGCGUGGGGAAGACAAACCAACGCCCCAGCUCUCCAUUCAAUCACCGGCAACUCAGCUCUGGACUAGACGCACUCUUCGAAGAUACCCGGGUUUCCGGAGCAACCGCCCGGACCGUCCCCCUUUGGCCCCGCCUCCGAGACUCUUUCCCGCCAAAGGCCGUUAUCGCCGCACAGCAUGGUGGGACAACGCUUUAGGCUAGGUUUCACCAAGUCCUUUGAAGGCGCCGAGUUGCUUUCAAAGAGCCUCAUUCCUGGGGAAAUCGACCAUCCCUCAAGACCCGACCUGGAUGACUAGCUCCUUUAACGAAAGUUCGUUAUUUAACUUUUACCAAACGGCUGGUUACCCUGUUCACAAACCACCCCAAGCUGGGAACGCAGGGGACUUUUUUUUUCCCUUCGUGCGGAGGCUGACGUCGCGCGUGCGUGCGCGUGCGUUAGCGUAGCCUUCGCAGCAUGCGUUGCGCUCCCGCGCGUGCGUGUUGGUAUCGAAUCGCUGUUUCCUUCCGCUUCUCUUCCUCUGUCUGCCCCCAUAUCCGUGCGCCGAGCUGAUAAAGGCGCCAUUUUGGAGGGGCCGCGGGAGACGUGGUGCCGCUGCGGGCUCGCUCUGCCGUGCGCUAGGCUUGGUGGGAAGGCCUGUUCUCGAGUCCGCGCUUUUCGUCACCGCCAUGUCGGGAGGUGGUGUGAUUCGUGGCCCCGCAGGGAACAACGAUUGCCGCAUCUACGUGGGUAACUUACCUCCAGACAUCCGAACCAAGGACAUUGAGGACGUGUUCUACAAAUACGGCGCUAUCCGCGACAUCGACCUCAAGAAUCGCCGCGGGGGACCGCCCUUCGCCUUCGUUGAGUUCGAGGACCCGCGAGACGCGGAAGACGCGGUGUAUGGUCGCGACGGCUAUGAUUACGAUGGGUACCGUCUGCGGGUGGAGUUUCCUCGAAGCGGCCGUGGAACAGGCCGAGGCGGCGGCGGGGGUGGAGGUGGCGGAGCUCCCCGAGGUCGCUAUGGCCCCCCAUCCAGGCGGUCUGAAAACAGAGUGGUUGUCUCUGGACUGCCUCCAAGUGGAAGUUGGCAGGAUUUAAAGGAUCACAUGCGUGAAGCAGGUGAUGUAUGUUAUGCUGAUGUUUACCGAGAUGGCACUGGUGUCGUGGAGUUUGUACGGAAAGAAGAUAUGACCUAUGCAGUUCGAAAACUGGAUAACACUAAGUUUAGAUCUCAUGAGGGAGAAACUGCCUACAUCCGGGUUAAAGUUGAUGGGCCCAGAAGUCCAAGUUAUGGAAGAUCUCGAUCUCGAAGCCGUAGUCGUAGCAGAAGCCGUAGCAGAAGCAACAGCAGGAGUCGCAGUUACUCCCCAAGGAGAAGCAGAGGAUCACCACGCUAUUCUCCCCGUCAUAGCAGAUCUCGCUCUCACAUAUCUGAAGAGAUGGAUUAAGAAUGCUUUGGAUUAAGGAUUGUGGAGCACAUUUCAAUCAUUUUAGGAUUGUCAAAAGGAGGAUUGAGGAGGAUCAGAUCAAUAAUGGAGGCAAUGGUUUGGAUUGGAGAGGGCUCACUGGAUCCCAAUCCUUGGAGCUGGAUCAUUGGAUUCAAAUCAUAAUGUGGAUAGGAUAGGGAGGAUGAAUUACCAGGAUUCAUGGAGCGGGAUCAGAUUACCAGGAACAUAGGAGUGGAUUCCUGCCCCAACCAAACCGCAUUCGUGUGGAUUUUUUUAUUCAACUUAAUUGGCUAUUCCAAAGAAUUUUUUUUUCCUAUUUUUGACGAUUGGAGCCCUUAAGAUGCACGAUGGAAUUGUGUUUUGCGUUUUUUGGUAAAAGGAGCAAAGCGAGGACCUGGAGAUAAACGCUGGAGCAAUCUCCUUGGAAGGAUUCAGCACGAGUAGAUGGUAAACAUUUAAAGGGGAAAGGGGGGGUUUGUUUAAAAUAGUAAAUCAGUAAGUCACUUCUAAAUUUAAAGAAAACAAAAUUGGAGUUGAAGAAUAAGUAGGUUUCCAAUUGGCUAUUGCCAUUUUCUUUGAAAAAAUAAACAUUUUUUAAAAAACUAUGCAUGGUUGUCCUUUUUCCUCUUCAUGUAAGAUUCUAACUGGGUCUAUCAGUUAAUCUUUAAAUUGUUAAGUAAGAUAAGAUUUUGACUCUUGUGUUAAUGUGUUAGCAAAUUAAAAGUUCUUAAAAGGCAAUCUAAUGGUAUUAGCCAUCUUUUAUUGUUAAUUGUAAAAGUCUUCAGGGGAAAGCAAAAGGGGAGAAUAAGGCAUUUGUGUAUGUAACUUGGUAAAUGACGGUGGGGGGUGGAUCUAGCAUCUGAAAGAUAAGCUUCUCUACUUUGUUAUAAAGUGGUUAAAAAACUAUAGAUGCUGCUUAUUUUCUGGUGGUCAUAGACAACAUAGGCUUUUGUGCAAGAUUGGUUGAUGGCUAGUAAAUUAAUGUUCACUUGGAGAUAGCUUUUGAGAUUCUCAAUGAAACUCAUCUCAAAAAAAGGUAAGUAUUAAAUGUUAACAUCAGCACAGAUGUAUUAGAACUGUUUUUUUUGUUUUUGAGACAGAGUCUCGCUCUGUUCUCCAGACUGGAGUGCAGUGGUGUGAUCUGGGCUCACUGUAACCUCCACCCCUGGGUUCGAGUGAUUCUCGUGCCUCAGUCUCCCGAGUAGCUGGGAUUACAAGUGUGUGCCACCCUUGCCUGGCUAAUUUUGUGUUUUUAGUAGAGAUGCAGUUUCUCUGUGUUACCCAGGCUGGUCCCAAAACUCCUGGCCUCAAGUGAUCUGCCUGCCUUGGCCUCCCAAAGUGUUAGGAUUACAGGUGUGAGCCACCAUGCUCAGCCUGUAGAACUUUUAACACAAGUCACAUUUCUUUUUUGAAAGGGAAAGAGUGUACAAGAUUAACUGCUGCUUUGGAUGAAACAUUGCUAAAAAAAGCUGGGCAUUUAGAAUUUUGCCUUAUAAGCCAUUCUCAACCAUAAGAUGAUUUUGUACCAAAAACUUUGGUGUUCUCUACCAAAGCAGUUGUUAAAAACUUUUAGUCUGCUACUUUUUGUAUUUGUCUGACAGCCCCUUGAUACUAUUUAGGUUGGAGGAGGGGACCUAAAAUAAAUAGCUUUAACAUUUCCCUUGGGUGCUAAUCAUAGUUGGAAGUUGAAUUUAAGGUGAUUAUUCGGGUGACAAUUAAAAACCUAGGGAAAACCAGAAAUCUUGGUAAUGGAAGAAAUGUGUAAGGUCACCCCAAUCGGUAGAUUUUAAUGAACGUUGUGGAAUGUUGCGAAGAGGGGAUGUUAAGUUGAAUGCAGAAUUUCACUAAGUACUUAGUGUAAAUUUAUUAAGGAUGUAGCUCUUUUUAUCUAAGAAUUCAAUGUAAUGGCCAAAAGGCAGAUUUACUGUUUAAAAUUUGAAUAAUUUUACAUGACAUUCUUUAAAUUCUAAGUUUUAUGUGUAGAACAUUUUAAAAAUUCAUCAGAUUAUUAAAGGGAAAAUAAAUGAUUAAUGAUCAUUUUGGAAGGUUAAUGUGACCUAGACUGAAGUAAACUUUGGUUCAUUUGUGUUCAUUGAAUGUUUUGGAAACGACCAAAAAUGUAAAUAGCCUUCACUCAAGUUUGAGCGUUUAAAGUUGAAAGAUGGGCUUUACUAAAAGUUAUAGUAAUUCUAACCUCACAUUGAAAUGAGACAGUAUUCCUUGUUACACAGGCUGAAUUUGAAGAUUAGACAGGACCUAAUGUUUACUUAAUGAAAAGUAAAGGGGCAUAGGUUUUGUAGUUAAGAUGACCAGACAGCUAAAAGCUCUGAUGGGAAGUAUGGACUGCUCCUAAUUAUAGUCUCAGAAAGUGGACCUUUAGGUCUCUAUCCAUAUUGGCAAUUAUUAGAAGAAAGUUACACCCUUUUGAAACUACAAAAGCUGCCUUGGAAUUUCCCCCUCUUCUCCCUAUUUAUGUCCCCUUAAAAUAUUUUAGGGAGCCUAUAAUUAUUUUCUAACCAAGGAAAAACCUAAGUCUCUUUAAGAAGCAAUUACUUUUCAUAACAUCAGAUUGAAUAACCCACCUUGCUGUUCAGCCCACAUCCUACUGGAAACAAAAGGUAAGAAACACAUUUUCUGGUUCUUGAUUGUUUGGAUCUGAAUUUUGUUUUUAAAACUAUGCUAAGUUUAAUGUUUUUUAAAAUGCUGUUUGGAAUAUGAAUAGAUUCCCCAUAAAACGAUUUUCCUAAGUUUUACGCUUCAGUAAAUAUUCAGUGCUCACGUCUGGGCAUCAUAGUGCUUGUGUUUAAUGUGAUUUAUUGUAGAAUCUCAACUUUUCUUGGUGUUGUCUUUGAAACAUUGUCUUGGUCAUUAGGACCGGUGUUUUCACAUUUCUGUGGUCAAGGUGAAUUUCUUAUGUGUGCCUUUUUGCUUACUUUGUAUAUGAAUUUUGUAAUUUAAAUUGCAAGUAAGUUAUAUAUAUGUAUUUACCAUAAAUAGUAUUAAAAGAUGAGAAACUGUUAGACUGAAGUUCUGUUGUAACAUAACCACUAUUAUUUCCAUCACAGUAUGAAGAGUGCAAACGCAGAAAACAGAUUACAGUCUCUUACCCAUUUUUUGAAAUCCAAAAACUAUGAAAACAAAAGAUUUUCUGUUGUUGAGCUAAUUAAAUGUGAACCCUGACCAGAA